Molecule: messenger RNA, 2637 nt
Organism: Ctenocephalides felis (cat flea)
Lineage: Eukaryota; Metazoa; Arthropoda; Insecta; Siphonaptera; Pulicidae
Product: protein SMG8-like
Exons: 19
Coding region: 1-2631 (876 amino acids)
Biological process (GO): nuclear-transcribed mRNA catabolic process, nonsense-mediated decay
Source: RefSeq, a predicted model, not a curated record
AUGAGGGUGCACUAUGCGAGAGCCCUUUUGCUUCUUUUUCAAAUAUGCCACGUCCUGGUAUUAAAUUUACCUGGAAGCAGUUUUGAUGUUAGCUAUAUGGGGCUAUUUGCUGCCAUCGACAAUGCCAGGCAAAAAUUCCUAUCAAAGACCUCCACCAAGUUGAGAGAAGCAGGAGUGACUUCGAGAUGGUACCAGGCAGGACGAUUGUGUUCCCCAAGAUGUUUAUUCCUAUUUGAAAAAUCGCCAUUGGGACGACGUCCUUCCAGUGGGAGCGAUGUUAAGAAGCUGGAACAUGCCUUGGAAGACCAGAUAUACAGAGUGUUAAGGAAAGCUCGUGUGGUCACGAAUCGGAGUGCUGAUUCAUUAUUUUCUGUGCCGAAGAAUGAUGAAUUUGUUUACGUCCUAACUCAUGAGGACGGACAUGGUGAAGACAGACUUGCCAAAGCAAUCCGUGACCUGGUGACAUCGUGCCAAAAAUUCAAUGCCAAUUUAAAAGACGACGAUCCAUUUGGAAAUUUUGGAAAAAAUCCAUACAUACAAGGAGAAGAAGUAUGUUUAACUAUCAAUCCAAAUCGUGAUGAGUUCCAUGUCAGAAACUUUGCAGAGUUUUUGCAAAAACAUAUUGAUACUGCUCUUGGACCAGGUUUCGAAGACAAUGUUGGCAAAUAUGCUGCCAGCACUCCUAUUAUUUUUGAAGUUCCUAAAUUGAAAACAUGGUGCACUGCAGUUUCUAAGCUGUUCACUUUAUAUUACGGAGGUUCCAGGAUGUCAAGUCCUGAUGGAACCGAGAAAAGACUUCCCGAAAGCAAAAAUGUUGCUGAACUACUUGAUAUUCUUCGAGAUUACCUGAACCCAGAUAUCAAAUUUUCUGAAGCUCGUUGUGCUAAAGUUCUGCCUGUUGCAAAAGCUCUAUACUUGGAGGGUCUUCCAUCCCAUUACGGAAGAGCACAGCACACAACUCGCUUAAAUGCAGCCCUUCAAACCUUACAUGCACAUGCAAGGGGGCCCUGUACAUCUAAAUAUGUAAAGACUUUAGUUAAAUAUGCUUUGGCACAUUGGAGAGACGGCAGAAGACAAUGUGAGGCUCCCAGCUUAACCGGACAACUUUGUCAACGACCUAGACUUGCAGCAAAAUCGUUAUGCGAGCACAACAGCGGCUACGUGACCUUAGGGGUGUGCGACUGCGGCAGGACUCCUGGUCGAAGAGAGGAUCCUUACUCUUUGAGAGCCGCCAAUUUCGAUCACUAUGCAUCACUAGCCACGGAUUGUCCUUGCUGCGGAAGCGACAAAGUCAAACGGAUCACCUUUCCUGUGUUUCAACCAUCAACUGAUGAUUAUAGGGCCGCUCAGUUAUUCACAACACAUUCGACAAAACCAAAAGGAAGCAAGGCUCAGCACAAUCCUUCCAAACAGUCGAGUUCGGGUAACAGCAUGUCCUCGUCCAUGAAGAAGUUGAGGAACGAGGUUCGAGGCGGUGGCGGUACUUCUUCACAUCCUUCGGAAAUAGGAGGCGUCGUCCGAGGCGAUGAACGUUCUACGCCUUCUGCAAGGCUGUUGGAGGAUUUCGACAAUGGUGAGGAGGAUGACGAUGUCGAAGACGACGAGGAGGAGGAUGUCGGGGAUGAUGAUAGCAAGUCUGUUUCUUCAGAUGAUGGUUCUGCUGAUAAGAAAACCGAUGUCCAUUCAGGAGGCGUCAACGAGAUCAUAAUACAAGUUUCAGAAAAUGGUGAUGGAGAUCAAACUAAAGAAAAAGGUCUUGUAAGGCAACCGAGCACCACUGAGUAUUUACCUGGCAUGCUGCACAUGCAAAGCCCACCAGGAUUGUUACCACAAUUUCCGAGCUGGUCUUUGGUUUGUCUCGGAGCAAGUUCUCUGUACAGUCACAAUUUAGGUUUAUCAGAAGCCCAGCAUCCUGGUUUCAUCCAAGGCACCAAUUUUUUGUUGCCUUGGGAUGUGACAGUGAGAUUGGAAACUGCUGCGGCCAAUUCGGCAAUGGCCAAUUGGCCCUAUUCGAAUGAUAGGCGGAAAGGAGCUGGGCGACACGGAGGGAAACAUCACGGGAGCAAAUAUUAUGGUUCUCAAUCCGGCAGCAACGUCCAUAAAGGCAACGAGUUCAUCGUGAAGAUUUUUGUCGGAAUGGAAUACGAAUGUCCAAGGGGUCACAGAUUUAUGAUGUCGACUUCAGAAAAAAUCUUGAGGGCAACCACAGGUUUGGUUAAGGAGUCCGGCAGUCGCGUUGCAGGCUCCGACAUGCCCCUUUUUCACGAAUGCCCAUGUUCAUCGCCCAAACAAAUGUUCGUUGCUCAACUUAUGCGAGUGCAUGUUGUCACUCCGAAAGCACCUGUGCAUGUCACUUUGGACCCCAAAGUCCAAACGGCUUCCAACUGUUCUUCAAUCCCCGGCCCCAUUUUCAUAACCGGCGUUCCCGACGGCGGCGCGCGUCUGUCGCAGAGCGCCUACUGGGUGCUCCGCCUGCCCUAUGUUUACCAUGCCGACGGGGGCCGCAGUUCGCCUUCUCACGAAGCAGCCUUCUAUUCGACUGGUGUGAUGGCCAGGACGCCACCAGGAGGACGCCUGUUGGCUGGAAUGUUCGGGAUUGCAGAGAUGGAGAAGGGUACUGCUGCAGAGUAAUGGAUC